Messenger RNA from Kluyveromyces lactis, 477 nucleotides. It is a transcript of the gene PEX4, whose product is annotated as E2 ubiquitin-protein ligase peroxin 4. Lineage: Eukaryota; Fungi; Ascomycota; Saccharomycetes; Saccharomycetales; Saccharomycetaceae. The record is from RefSeq and is a predicted model, not a curated record. The coding region runs from base 1 to 477 and encodes 158 amino acids. The transcript has a single exon.
AUGAGUAGGAUUGUUAAGGAGUAUAUGGGGUUGCAGAAACGGUUGCAGACCCCUGAAUUCUCAUGGAUCAGUUUUCUUGCACCGGUAGAUGAUGAUGACUUAUCCGAAUGGGUAUGUCGAUUCCAAGGCCCGUCAGAAUCGCCGUUUGAAGGGUUUGAGUUGGGUUUGAACAUUACCAUAGAUCUGGAAAAGUAUCCGAUCAGUGGCGGUCCUCGGGUUCUGUUUGAGCCACGUACCGUGGCUCACCCUAACGUGAAGUGGGACACGGGCGAGAUUUGCCUAGAUCUUUUGAAAGAUGCAUGGACCCCGAUAUAUACCUUGCUAGAUGUUGUUGGAGCUAUAAGAGAUUUGUUGGCAGACCCUGGUUUGGACUCGCCACUAGAUCUAGACAUUGCCCAGAUAUACGAUGCUGACUAUGAAGCCUACGUGCAGAUUGUUAGGUAUAGACUUGAGGAGGCGCGGUUGGCACGCGUUUGA